AGUUAGUCAGCAGAGUGGUUUUCUUGUAGUACCACCUGCCAGCGUAAUGACGUAGAGUUCGUGAAAUCCAUAGGAUUGAAAAUAAGCAAUAACUCGCUGGAUAUGCUGAUGCAGUUGAUGAAAAUAAGUUAUGGAUUAUGUAUACCACAUUCAUGUUCCUCAGACAAUUUGCGAAAUAUAUCACAACAUGCCGAAAAUACUUUGAAGUUGCCUAUUCGAACGGAUAUUUAUGACUACAAUUGUAGGAAUGAAGAAAAGGCAAUACUACCAUUCUAUGAAGACAAAUAUAUAAUAUCAUUCUUUUGUGCAUAUACCGCCUUGCUGUUGAUAAGUACUUGCUAUGAUAUGAUGAUACAUCACUCUACGAAAGGAGAUGAUAACAUAUUGGUAGCUUUCUCGGUAUUAAGGAAUGGAAAGCAGCUUUUUUCAUCACCAGACAUAGCAGAUAAUCGUUUAGGUGCCCUCAAUGGACUGAAAGUUAUACAAAUGUUGUGGAUCAUUCUUGGACAUCGAUAUAUAUUCAAUGCCUUAUCUGGAAUCACGAACUUUGUAUAUCUGCAAGAGUGGAAACAAAACUUAACUACAUCUAUCCUCCAAAGUGCUACAUAUGCUGUCGAUACUUUUCUGGUACUCAGUGGUCUGCUUUUAUCUUACUUCUUCUUGAAACAUAUGGAUGGUAAUAAGAACAGGCAGUUUCCUGUUCUCAAGAUGUAUCUAUAUAGAUAUUUAAGAUUGGCUCCAUCUCUGUUGGCAAUGAUACUAUUUUAUAUCAGCAUAUUCAAAAUCCUUGGAGACGGUCCGGAUUGGGUGCAAAUAGCAGGAAGAUUCAGCGUGGCUUGUACUCGCACCUGGUGGGCUACCGCCUUAUUCUUCAACAACUACUUAGAUCAAUCAUUUUCGUGUGUGGAGCACUCUUGGUACUUGGCUGUGGAUACUCAACUCUUCCUGUUUUCUCCAAUUUUACUGAUGAAUUUGAACAAGAGGCCAUGGAAAACGUGUCUAGCAUGCGUCGUGAUUUGUGUUUGUUCUGGAAUUUAUACAUAUAUCAUAACCAUCCAACAUAACUUGGGAGCUCUAUUAUUCGAGGCAAACAAAGAAUAUUUAGUGAGGAUCUAUUACCCGACUCCAGCUCGCAUGCCUCCUUGGUUUAUAGGAAUUAUUUUUGGUUUCCUUAUACACUCAUAUGGAAACGUUAAAUUGAGUAUGGUCAAUAAAUGUCUGGCAUGGACUUUCACAUUGCUUCUACUAUGUAUUCCCAUAUACGUACAAUUGUUUCUCAACAGAGCUGAUGAAUAUAGUGCAGUGAAUGCUGCCUUUUGCAAUUCUUGUACAAGACAACUUUGGGGCAUUGGUAUUGGCAUUUUCUCGUAUCUUUGCACCAGUGGAAAUGGAGGAAUUAUCAACGAGUUCUUGUCAUUACCAAUAUUCCAAAUAUUGGUGAGAUUUUCCUACAGUAUGUAUCUCACUCACGUACCAGUUAUGGCAUAUUUUAUUGGCGAAAAAAGACAUCCGGAAUAUUUUGCCACCAUGAAAGUUGCACAUCAGGUUAUGGGAGAUAUACCAUUUAUUUUUUUGGCUUCUACUAUCUGGACUUUGGCGUUUGAAUCACCAUUCAGGGUCAUCGGGAAACUUCUCAAUAAAAAAGAAAUCACCAGUGAAAAAAUUGAAAACCAACUGAAUGGCACUAAUCAUAGCCGCGAGAAGAUCAAGAAGGAUACGAGGAAAGUAAAAGUUAUUUCUGUGUAUAGAACCGAUGAUUGUAAAAAAAUCCAUUAGAUAUUGUGAAUAAAGUUUUUGAUACACAGAACUAGUAU
This is a messenger RNA of Phaedon cochleariae (mustard beetle), 1814 nucleotides long. The record is from the annotation of a GenBank genome assembly. NCBI's taxonomy places the organism in Eukaryota, Metazoa, Arthropoda, Insecta, Coleoptera, Chrysomelidae.